AUGCUGAAGACGUACGUGUCAAGAAUUGAUAGCGCAAAUGAAGCAGUUCAAGUACAAAAUUGCAAAGCAAAAGAUGCUACAAACGCUCUAUCCGAAACGCAAUCCCUUUCGUAUGCGGAAGUAGAACAGAAUGGUACGAAAAUAGUUGAAAGCAACUUCAUAUCUAAACCAAAGGUAGCUCCUGAAAAAGAGACUAACCAACAAAAUAGACAUGAGCAACAGGACAUGUCGGAGCUCAACAUACAGAGCAAAAAUUCUCAAAAUGACUCUAGCAAAUAUGAGGCAACACCAAAUGGCGAUUGUGCAAACAAUAUAAACAUUCCUAUGGCAGACACACGCACGAUACAGCAAAAUACCAUGUACUUUGAUAGAGAGAAGUCGCGCUGGGUACGGCAACAGAGAAGUGAGCAGGGAAAAUCGCAGCAAACGAAUAUCCAAGACGCUGAUGAAUAUUACCCGGAAGAAAACACGAACAAAAUUGAAACUAUAAUAACGUCUAAGAGACAGUCAACUACUAAUGUAAAUACCUAUCCGCAGGGGAAGAAAGAGAAGGGCAGAAAGAGAGGAGAGAAAGGGGAGGGGAGAAAGAUAGGGGAUAAAGAGGGGAAGAAAGGGGUGGAGAAAGAGGAGGGGCAGAAAGUGAGGAGAGAAAAGGGAGAAAGAUGGGGGGAUAAAGAGGGGAAGAAGAAGGUGGAGAAAGAGGAGGGGCAAAACGGGGGAGGAGGAUUUGAGUUGGGAGGGAAUUGA
Messenger RNA from Mya arenaria, 747 nucleotides. RefSeq lists its product as uncharacterized. The record is from RefSeq and is a predicted model, not a curated record. The transcript has 2 exons. Bases 1 to 747 code for a protein of 248 amino acids. Lineage: Eukaryota; Metazoa; Mollusca; Bivalvia; Myida; Myidae.